AUGCUGAGGUGAUAUUUCCAUGGUAGAUAUGACAAACACAAGACAGGCUCACAGUUCACACAAUGCAGUGGAAAUAUGCAAAAAGGGUUAAUGUAUCUUGAAGACACUGCCUGAAAGGUAAUCCUACAAGCUAAUCCUACAUCUUUACCAUCAGUCUGUACAAUGAUGUUUGCGUGCAUAGGGUUGUCUCUGGUUAAUGUCUCUAUGUCCCCCUCCUUCACAUAAUCAAUGGGAGUUACCUAGCAGCCAGGUGAGGUAUUUUCUAUCUAUUGUGGGUUCAUUGCUUUGGCUAGAGUCUGGAGUGCUCCCCGGGUCAUUUGCAUUGCACAUUAAUCACUCACAACUCAGGAAUUGAGGUCUUUAUAAAAACAAAAAAAACUAUUUUCAACUUUAGGGUCAUUUUAUUAAUUCACAUAGAUAAUGAAUAUCAUUCAAUGUGAUUUUAACUUUUGGAAUUAACGUAUGCAAGAUUAUUUUUAUAUACAGUGCAUUCGGAAAGUAUUCAGACCCCCUUGACUUUUUCCACAUUUUGAUUUAAAAAAGAAUAAUCUCAUCAAUCUACACACAAUACCCCAUAAUGACAAAGCAACAUCCAGUUUUUAGAAAUGUUUGCAAAUUUAUUUUAAGAAAUAAACUCACAUAUGACAUUUACAUAAGUAUUCAGACCCUUUACUCAGUACUUUGUUGAAGCACCUUUGGCGGCGAUUACAGCCUCGAGUCUUUUUGGGUAUGACGCUACAAGCUUGGAACACCUUGUAGGUGCCUUUUGGCAAACUCCAAGUGGGCUGUCAUGUGCCUUUCACUGAGAAGUGGCUUCCGUCUGGCCACUCCACCAUAAAGGCCUGAUUGGUGGAGUGCUGCAGAGAUGGUUGUUCUUCUGGAAGGUUCUCCCAUCUUGGUGGUUCCAAACUUAUUUCAUUUAAGAGGGAUGGAGGCCACUGUUAAAAUAAAAAUAUGUUUUCACUUUGUCAUUAUUGUGUGAAGAUUGUUGAGGAUUUUUUUCAUCCAUUUUAGAGUAAGGCUGUAACAUGUAUGUAUACAGUACCAGUCAAAAGUUUGGACACACCUACUAAUUCAAGGGUUUUUCUUAAUUUUUACUCAUUUCUACAUUGUAGAAUAAUGGUGAAGAUGUCAAAACUAUGAAAUAACACAUAUGGAAUCAUGUAGUUACCAAAAAAGUGUUAAACAAAUCAAAAUAUAUUUUUAUAUUUGAGAUUCUUCAAAUAGCCACCAUUUGCCUUGACAGCUUUGCAUUCUUGGCAUUCUCUCAACCAGCUUCAUGAGGAAUGCUUUUCCAACAGUCUUGAAGGAGUUCCCACAUAUGCUGAGAACUUGUUGGCUAUUUUUCCUUCACUCUGCGGUCCAACUCAUCCCAAACCAUCUCAAUUGGGUUGAGGUCGGGUGAUUGUGGAGGCCAUGUCAUCUGAUGCAGCACUCCAUCACUCUCCUUCUUGGUCAAAUAGCGCUUACACAGCCUAGAGGUGUGUUUUGGGUCAUUGUCUUGAUGAAAAACAAAUGAGAGUCCCACUAAGCGCAAACCAGAUGGGAUGGCGUAUCGCUGCAGAAUGCUGUGGUAGCCAUGUUGGUUAAGUGUGCCUUGAAUUCUAAAUAAAUCACAGACCGUGUCACCAGCAAAGCACCCCCACACCAUCACACCACCUCCUCCAUGCUUCACCUGAUAAUUAAUUGCACCCUGAUUAGAGGGGAAGUGUGGGGAAGAAGCUGUGGAUUUAAGGGGUAUGUAUACAAACACUGCAGUGCAAGUGUUGAUCUCCUGUGUUUUGUGUUUCUCUCCAGGUUGGUGGAUGACAGAUGUGUGGUAGAGCCAGCUGCAGGGGAUCUGGACAAUCCCCCCAAGAAGUUCAGAGGUCAGAUGAGUAUUGACAUUAUUUAGGCCUGCAACGUAGUGCGUGGGUGUGUGUGUCUCUCUUUGUGGGAGUGUUAUUUAAAUGUGUGCAUGCGUACUUCCCUGUGUAUUUGUGAGAGUGAUUGCCAAUAUGUUAUUGUGUGUUUGCUUGUGACUAAGUGUGUCCAUGACUAUGACAUAUGGGGAAUGUACAGGUCUCUGCCUACUCGGCCUGAUAUGGGCACCAGAGAGAACAGACUCCAAAUCAGACAGCAGACACAUUUUUUAAAACCCGCACUCAGUUUUCUCCGAUUCCAUCACUGGGGUGACAUCACAUUCAGAGCAUUUCUUUCUGAUCAAAGGUUCAUCGAUGUCCUACCCUUGGAUCUCAGUUUAAACAGUUUGUAUUUUAUACCAUUCCGCUCCAGCCAUUACCAAAUGCAUGUCCCCCAUUAAGGUGCCACAGCCUCCAGUGCCUGCCACACCUCGACUGUAUCAAAUAAGACAUUUCAAUAUUACUGAGGGGCGACCUGCAUUUUAAGGAUGUUUGCUGUUAUGGUGCCGCUAUGACCUUCCUGCCAGCCCUGUGUGGCAGAUAACAACUACUGUACUCACAGAGCAGAGCACACAGACAGCCAGCUGAUAAAGUCCUUUAUCUCCAAUAUUAGUAUUAGGCUGCUUUAAAAACAGGAUAUCCCUCUGAGGAUAGGGAGAGUCAAUAUUGGCCCAGAUCCACUGUCCCCUAUGGUAAGCAAACUAUUCAUUUUAUGUGGAAGCGAUAUAUACUUGCUCAGACAGUGACACAGCACAUCUUUGCUAUAAAGAACAUAGAUGCUCGGGAGAAUGGCAGCCAUCUUGGCAUAGUAAUGUUAAAAUAGUGCAUCACUAGCCCCCUGCCCCCCAUAUUAUACUUCACAGGUUUUUAAUAUUUGAAACCAACACAUCUACAACAUUGAAUACUCACCAGUCCCCUUAUUAGCAAUCUUAACCCUUUAAUCACACUAUUAUGUCUCAGACUGCCUCUUCAAAGUGUGUCCCAUGAACCGCUACUCUGCACAGAAACAGUUCUGGAAAGCCAAGCAGGCCAAGCAUGAAAAGGACAAGAUCGCUGAUGUGGUACUACUUCAGAAACUACAGGUAAAAGAUACUUACAAGGUUCAUACCACCAGGUUAGAGACUGUACAACAAGGAUCAUACCACCAGGUUAGAGACAGCACAACAAGGUUCAUACCACCAGGUUAGAGACGGUACAACAAGGAUCAUACCACCAGGUUAGAGACAGCACAACAAGGUUCAUACCACCAGGUUAGAGACAGCACAACAAGGUUCAUACCACCAGGUUAGAGACAGCACAACAAGGUUCAUACCACCAGGUUAGAGACAGCACAACAAGGUUCAUACCACCAGGUUAGAGAUGGUACAACAAGGUUCAUACCACCAGGUUAGAGACAGCACAACAGGGUUCAUACCACCAGGUUAGAGACAGCACAACAAGGUUCAUACCACCAGGUUAGAGACAGCACAACAAGGUUCAUACCACCAGGUUAGAGACAGCACAACAAGGUUCAUACCACCAGGUUAGAGAUGGUACAACAAGGUUCAUACCACCAGGUUAGAGACGGCACAACAGGGUUCAUACCACCAGGUUAGAGACAGCACAACAAGGUUCAUACCACCAGGUUAGAGACAGCACAACAAGGUUCAUACCACCAGGUUAGAGACAGCACAACAAGGUUCAUACCACCAGGUUAGAGACAGCACAACAGGGUUCAUACCACCAGGUUAGAGACAGCACAACAGGGUUCAUACCACCAGGUUAGAGACAGUACAACAAGGUUCUUACCACCAGGUUAGAGACAGUACACUGGAUUUUCACUGACACUGAUGCAACUUUUCCUUGUUCUCCACAGCAUGCCUCUAAUCUGGAGCAGAAACAGAACGAGACAGAAAACAAGAAGGUCCACGGUGGUGUAGUAAAAUACGGCACUGUCAUUCAGGUAAGGUCUGAGUUCCCAGCAGCACUGUUGAGCACAGGAGGUUGGUGGCACCUUAAUUGGGGGGGACGGGCUCGUGGUAAUGGCUGGAGCGGAAUUGGUGGAACAGUAUCAAAUAUAUCAAACACAUGGUUUAUAUGUGUUAGAUGCCAUUCCAUUUGCUCCGUUCCAGCCAUUAUUAUGAGCCGUCCUCCCCUCAGCAGCCUCCACUGCUGUUGAGAUAAGCCGACACUCAGGUGUUCAACAGCCUAUGCCUCUUCCUGCUCUGGUGAAUGGAAUUACUGUAACUGUAAUGUAAUGGGAUCAGGCCGAUAUUAAUGAAUGGCUGGUCUUGUACCGUAGGGGAAGCUUGAGCACACCUGCACAUUCUCAGUGUGAUGGGUCUGCAGAUCACCAAUCAGUAUGUGUCUGGUAAAGGGUUUGAGCACACCUGCACAGUAUCAAUCAGGGAGGGGUCCCAGAAUACCUGUGUUUGAAUCACUUUCAGCAAGUAUGCACCCAGCUAGCACAUAGCGUUCUGAGAACCAUAUGUUUCUUAGGGCUUGGUGAGAGCGUGGUUGUCCUAUAGUUAUUUUGCAUACAACCUUCCCACAGCAUUCUGGGAAAGAUGCAGGAUAGUUGCUUGGCUUUGGAACAUUCUCAGCACAUUAAACAACAAACAUUAUUUUCUAAGUAUUUACUUUAACAGAACGUUUCCUAAAAGUUCAAACAUGGUUACAUUUAAUUUCAGUUUUAGUAAUGUUCUAGGAACGUUCUCCAACUGGUUUGACAUUGGGAAUGUUCUCAAAUAGUUCAGAGAACGUUAAGAAACAACAUUCUUCUGUGGGAAUUUCAGUACUUCAGCAUAACGUUUCCUACAGGUUCUAUUUAAAGUAAUGUGUCCAAAUUGUUCAGAGAACAUUAACAAAACUUUUGUACGUUUCCGAGAACGUUUAAAGAACGUUAUUUAAAAACAUAUAUUCAGUUCUCAGCAUCAACAAAAUUCUCUCUAUCCUCUAUCAUGUUGUGUGUUGGCCACACAAACUAAUAGGCUACACCAGAUCUUAAUGAGUGCUUGUUUCCUUUGAAAUGGGGUCUGUUUGAAUAGAUUAAAAUGAACAGCUUUGUAUGCGUAAAAAAACAUGGCAUGCUAGCUCCAUCCUGGUGGCGCAGUGGACUAAUUCCACGGAUAGAGAACAGAAGAUUAUAGGUUUGAAUCUCACUGAUGCUGUGUCACAAUAAAAAAAGAAAUGUGUUUGAAUGAUUAAUGCUGAAGCAAAUUAAUUUCCAUGUGUCCUAUCUGUGCUUGGAGUUCAAAAAAGUAUUAUUGAAACAUUUAGUGAAAGUUUUUUAAGGAAGUUAUUAAAAUAACUCUAAAUAAUCUAUAAUUUCUGUUCUCAGAGCGUUGAUAAAACCUCCCAGGAAAACGUUCAAGGAACCAGCGUAAAAUGUUCUCAGAACCUCCCUCACUUCUGUUCUCAGAGCGUUAAUAAAACCUCCCAGGAAAACGUUCAAGGAACCAGCGUAAAACGUUCUCAGAACCUCCCUCACUUCUGUUCUCAGAAUGUUUAAAAAAACGUUCAGUUUUAUCAGUCAGGAAACGUAUGUCUUCAUUCCCACAACCAAAAAACAAGGACCCAAAUGUGCUAGCUGUGGGUAGCAUCACUCACUAAUGGGAGUUAUUGACCUCCAAGUUACAGGGAUUGGUGUGAUGAUAGUCAGGUGUUUCGCAACCUAAGCUUCCUCAUUUACAUUUUACAUUUUAGUCAUUUAGCAGACGCUCUUAUCCAGAGCGACUUACAGUUAGUAAUCAUCAUGACUCCUAAUAGCUGAUCCAUAACGGCUUGUUUCUGCAUGUCACCCUGUAUGGAAACUUAGACAGCCUAUGUGCCAGGUUGUCAUCGCCAUAGACAGGUGAAGUCCGCCUAGAUUUUCCUCUUAAGUGUGUUCAUAUUCUAAAGAAAUUCUAAGUGAUGACAGAGAACAGACCGCACCGGUUUCUCAGUGAUCCCUACCGCUGGGCAUUCCACAUGAAAAGCGCCUUUUUACUACCAUGUCAUAAACAACAUAACGUAAUAGUGCGUUGAAUCAUAUGUAGCAAAGACUAAUUUACUGCAUGUGUGUAGUACUAGUUGUAAUUUAUUUGCACCAAAGAAAACAAGUGAUAAACAACAAUACAGAUAAAAAACUAAUUAAAAAAAUUAAAAAACUGUGUGCAGGUUGGAAGCCCAAGGGCUUAAAUAAAAACCACACCACAAAAAAACAAUAUAAACUACAGUGGCUUGCGACAGUAUUGUCGCAAGCCACUGUAGUUUAUAUAGGGUCAUACAGUGGGGGAAAAAAGUAUUUAGUCAGCCACCAAUUGUGCAAGUUCUCCCACUUAAAAAGAUGAGAGAGGCCUGUAAUUUUCAUCAUAGGUACACGUCAACUAUGACAGACAAAUUGAGAGAGAAAAAUCCAGAAAAUCACAUUGUAGGAUUUUUUAUGAAUUUAUAUGCAAAAUGGUGGAAAAUAAGGAUUUGGUCACCUACAAACAAGCAAGAUUUCUGGCUCUCACAGACCUGUAACUUCUUCUUUAAGAGGCUCCUCUGUCCUCCACUCGUUACCUGUAUUAAUGGCACCUGUUUGAACUUGUUAUCAGUAUAAAAUACACCUGUCCACAACCUCAAACAGUCACACUCCAAACUCCACUAUGGCCAAGACCAAAGAGCUGUCAAAUGACACCAGAAACAAAAUUGUAGACCUGCACCAGGCUGGGAAGACUGAAUCUGCAAUAGGUAAGCAGCUUGGUUUGAAGAAAUCAACUGUGGGAGCAAUUAUUAGGAAAUGGAAGACAUACAAGACCAUUGAUAAUCUCCCUCGAUCUGGGGCUCCACGCAAGAUCUCACCCCGUGGGGUCAAAAUGAUCACAAGAACGGUGAGCAAAAAUCCCAGAACCACACGGGGGGACCUAGUGAAUGACCUGCAGAGAGCUGGGACCAAAGUAACAAAGCCUACCAUCAGUAACCCACUACGCCGCCAAGGACUCAUCCUGCAGUGCCAGACGUGUCCUCCUGCUUAAGCCAGUACAUGUCCAGGCCCGUCUGAAGUUUGCUAGAGUGCAUUUGGAUGAUCCAGAAGAGGAUUGGGAGAAUGUCAUAUGGUCAGAUGAAACCAAAAUAUAACUUUUUGGUAAAAACUCAACUCGUCGUGUUUGGAGGACAAAGAAUGAUGAGUUGCAUCCAAAGAACACCAUACCUACUGUAAAGCAUGGGGGUGGAAACAUCAUGCUUUGGGGCUGUUUUUCUGCAAAGGGACCAGGACGACUGAUCCGUGUAAAGGAUAGAAUGAAUGGGGCCAUGUAUCGUGAGAUUUUGAGUGAAAACCUCCUUCCGUCAGCAAGGGCAUUGAAGAUGAAACGUGGCUGGGUCUUUCAGCAUGACAAUGAUCCCAAACACACCGCCCGGGCAACGAAGCAGUGGCUUCGUAAGAAGAAUUUCAAGGUCCUGGAGUGGCCUAGCCAGUCUCCAGAUCUCAACCCCAUAGAAAAUCUUUGGAGGGAGUUGAAAGUCUGUGUUGCCCAACGAUAGCCCCAAAACAUCACUGCUCUAGAGGAGAUCUGCAUGGAGGAAUGGGCCAAAAUACCAGCAACAGUGUGUGAAAACCUUGUGAAGACUUACAGAAAACGUUUGACCUGUGUCAUUGCCAACAAAGGGUAAAUAACAAAGUAUUGAGAUACUUUUGUUAUUGACCAAAUACUUAUUUUCCACCAUAAUUUGCAAAUAAAUUCAUAAAGAAUCCUACAAUGUGAUUUUCUGGAAAACAUUUUUCUCAUUUUGUCUGUCAUAGUUGACAUGUACCUAUGAUGAAAAUUACAGGCCUCUCUCAUCUUUUUAAGUGGGAGAACUUGCACAAUUGGUGGCUGACUAAAUACUUUUUUCCCCCACUGUAUAUAGGGUGAUUGUCCUGCUGGAAGGUGACCUUUCGUCCCAGUCUCAAAUCUCUGGAAGACUGAAACAGGUUUCCCUCAAGAAUGUCCCUGUAUUUAGCACGAUCCAUCAUUCCUUCAAUUCUGACCAGUUUCCCAGUCCCUGCUGAUGGAAAAACAUCCCCACAGCAUGAUGCUGCCACCACCAUGCUUCACUGUGGGGAUGGUGUUCUCGGGAUGAUGAGAGGUGUUGGGUUUGCGCCAGACAUUUUCCUUGAUGGCCAAAAAGCUCAAUUUUAGUCUCAUCUGACCAGAGUACCUUCUUCCAUAUGUUUGGGGAGUCUCCCACAUGCCUUUUGGCGAAUACCAAACGUGUUUGCUUAUUUUUUUCUUUAAGCAAUGGCUUUUUUUUGGCCACUCUUCCUUAAAGCCCAGCACUGUGGAGUGUACGGCUUAAAGUGUUCCUAUGGGCAGAUACUCCAAUCUCUGCUGUGGAGCUUUGCAGCUCCUUCAGGGUUAUCUUUGGUCUCUUUGUUGCCUCUCUGAUUAAUGCCUGGUCUGUGAGUUUUGGUGGACGGCCCUCUCUUGGCAGGUUUGUUGUGGUGCCAUAUUCUUUCCAUUUUUAAAUUAUGGAUUUAAUAGUGCUCCAUGGGAUGUUCAAAGUUUCUGAUAUUUUUUUAUAACCCAACCCUGAUCUGUACAUCUCCACAACUUUGUCCAUGACCUGUUUGGAGAGCUCCUUGGUCUUCAUGGUGCCGCUUGCUUGGUGGUGCCCCUUGCUUAGUGGUGUUGCAGACACUGGGGCCUUUCAGAACAGGUGUAUAUAUACACUGAGAUCAUGUGACACUUAGAUUGCACAUAAGUGGACUUUAUUUAACUAAUUAUGUGACUUCUGAAGGUAAUUGGUUGCACCAGAUCUUAUUUAGGGGCUUCAUAGCAAAGGGGGUGAAUACAUAUGCACGCACUACUUUUCCAUUAUUUAUUUUUUAGAAUGUUUUGAAACAAGUACUUUUUUUCAUUUAACUUCACCAAUUUGGACUAUUUUGUGUAUGUCCAUUACAUGAAAUCCAAAUAAAAAUCCAUUUAAAUUACAGGUUGUAAUGCAACAAAAUAGGACAAACACCAAGAGGGAUGAAUACUUUUGCAAGUACAAAAAUAAAAAAGGUUUGUUAAAACAGAUAACAAAACCUACUAAUUAUAAAUGAAUUGAUCAGUAAAAAAUAUAUAUUUGUUUUGUUUAAAUGUGUGAGAAUUAGGCUAUGUGGAGGAGAUUACGGAGUAGUUUGGUUCAUCAGGCUGACCCCUAGUCUUCAUGGAGGAGAUUACGGAGUAGUUUGGUUAAUCAGGCUGACCCCUAGUCUUCGCUUGAAGUUAGAGGGAUGAUGAUGUUUUGGCAAUGUGAAUAUAAGAAUUACAGCGUAUGUAUCUGAUAGAGAAUUGUCUGUGAUGUGGGGAGGGUGAAGGUUAUCGCAGUGUCUUGUGUUUAUAUAAGAUGGAUUUCAGAAUUAACCUGGAAGAAUCCAUUUAAGGGUUUAGGUAAACUGUCUGGGAGGUAUGAGUAUUUGUAGAUAAAAGUGCAUAAUUGGGGUACAUUAAUGUUGUAAAUAGACAAGAUAUUGAGUUUCUUAAACAAAACGUUCUUAAAUUCAACAGGUCUAUCAAACCAAGAACAUUUGUCUGAACUUGAACAUAUUUUAGAGUUUUGUUCAUUUCAUAGAUGGGCUACAGUUGAUGGUCAUUAUCAGACAUCUCCAACCCCUAUUUUCAUCACUGAAGGCCCAAUGAAGAGAGUCAAUAAUUCCCAGGAAAAUGUACAGUACAGUGUCAAUAUCUUAUGAGAAAUGUAUUUAUUGACUGAGGUCUAGGCACCAGGAUUUCCACUGAACCUGUACCUGGUCAAUAUUGACUCUGAGGCCUUAUUGCAACAGAGAGAGGGCUGUCCUCUUGUCUUUUCCUACUAGCACUGACUUAGCUGAUUAGCUACUUUAUUGAGAAAAAAUGUACUUACAAUGACUGUGAUAUGUGGUUGUCCCACCUAGCCAUCUGAAGAUGAGUGCACUAACUGUAAGUUGCUCUGGAUAAGAUCUAAAUGUAAUGCACUUACAGAACCGUGGGACGUACAGUGAAGGGUCAAUGUUAAGAGCCUUCGCUGAUCCGGGCAGACAUUAUAGGUAUGAUUCCUUGUGAUUCAACUGUGUAGUGUAGAGGUCCUUCUGAUUCAGACAGGCUGAGGAGGGAGGGGAGGGUUGUAGACAAAGGGGGAGUCUGUUUCUCUCUCUCUCUCUCUGGAGAUCAAUAGCUGUAAUAUGUUAACGGCUGUGCAGCAAGUUUGCACAGCACACCUUGGGGUUAUCACAAGAGCAAGCAUACAAUGCAGCACAACUAACCUGCUGAGUCACUUUAUCUUCCAGGGAGUAAGGUCUAAUGUAGCUUUGAGGAUUUACUGAAGUUCUUCUAAGGGUUGGACACGCCUUCACCCUUCCUCAGGUUUCCCCCAGUCCUUUAAUCUCCUUAGGGUUGCAAAAUUCCGUGAAUUUUUCAAUAAAUUCCCUGGUUUCCCGAAAUCCCGGUUGGAGGAUUCCCGGAAUCGGGAGGGAAUAAGUAGGAAAUCCGUCUACCUCCAACCAGGAUUUCUGGAAAACCAGGGAAUUUAUUGAAAGUUCCCGGAAGUUUGCAACCAUAAUUCUCCUUAGUCUCUUCUAACCAUAAUAAGCUUCAGUGAGGACAGGUGUGCUACUUUCCCUUCAUUUGCUCUUAUUGAAAUGUCUGAGACCGUAUAGUCUCUGAAUGACAACAUCUGGGGGAUCCUCUCUGUUGAUACAUGGUUUUAGUACUAUUCAUCUUGGUCUUCCAACCAUGCUUACUUAAGUGGUUCCCUUCCUGGCUGGCUGGUUCCCAUUUAUUGAAUGGGAUAGUGGUCUAUUCGAUCCAUGUCAACCUACCACCAUAACAGCACAUUAUCACAGACACGAUAUGAAAGUGAGUGAGUGGAGGUUUAACAGUGGCCCGUGUGGUCUGUCUUUCUGUGUGUAAUGUACCCUGGCUGACAGCUCCUGCAUAUGAAGAGUAACAAGUUCCUGACUGUGAAUAAGCGUCUGCCUGCCCUGCUGGAGAAGAAUGCCAUGCGGGUCACCCUGGACGGAACGGGGAAUGAGGGCUCCUGGAUGUUCAUCCAACCCUUCUGGAAGCUAAGGGCCAACGGAGACAAUGUAACUCACCUAACUCGUAUUACAGUACAGACUCAAAUUACAUUAAUACACACUAACCUAAAUGUUAGCUUCACCAAGAAAAGUACCAUAACCACCAUCCAUAAGGUUUUUAGUAUAAUGGGUACAGAGUACAGACAUUGGUCAGAAUAAACAGUAAUUCAAGGUACAUAACCUCAACCAGUCUGGUCCUCUGUGUUGUUCUGCAGGUAGUGGUGGGAGACAAGGUGAUCCUGAACCCAGUGAAUGCAGGCCAGCCCCUACACGCCAGCAACUAUGAGCUCUCCGACCACACUGGAUGUAAAGAGGUAAUGGAGAGUUCUGUCACCAUAACCACACUGUCUGAUUCAUCCAUGGCAAACUCUCUGGAAGAGUGAGGCUUCUGACCGUCACUUCCGAUCUCACACACACACGCAAAACGGUUGUUACUGACAGCAAUGAAAAUAGCUGUAAUGUUUAAUCUCUCGUGGACAGAUCUACGCGUAUUGAGAUUUUAGCUCUGGGUUAACCGAGAUGAAUCUACUGCAGAUGCAGCAGGUGUGCCAUGCUGAAGCUGUGUGUGUGUGUGUGUCCCUCUGCAGGUGAACUCUGUGAACUGCAACACUAGCUGGAAGAUCAACCUGUUCAUGAUGUUCAGUGAUCAUAAGGAUGAAGUCUUGAAAGGAGUAAGUCUCCUGUAACGUCCGUGUGUGUGUAUACCAUCUAUCAACUUCUAUCACUGUGAUUGAUUCUUCAUCAUUUUCACACCCUAACACUGUCACGAAUAAUAGCAUUAGAACCUUUAAGCUUUAGAUGAAUGCAUCUCUUUCCUGGUGUGUCUGGUCAAGGGGGAUGUAGUGCGGUUGUUCCAUGCGGAGCAGGAGAAGUUCCUGACCUGUGAUGAGUACAAGGUCAAGCUGCAUGUGUUCCUCCGCACCACCCUGCGCCAGUCUGCUACCUCCGCCACCAGCUCCAAUGCCCUGUGGGAAGUGGAGGUUGGUACACACACACACCACAUUAUUGGCUUUGUUACGGUACAGUUUCAAUAUGCUCUGUUGUACAGUAGCUAAAUGGUUUCAGGAAUGAAUGAGGUUUGUUUUGAUGAUGUGAUUUGUUCCAAGGUGGUGCAUCAUGAUCCGUGUCGAGGAGGGGCUGGACACUGGAACACUCUGUAUCGUUUUAAACACCUUGCCACAGGGAACUACCUGGCAGCUGAGGUAAAACACGACUGCACUACUGGUUAUUGGACCAUGGCUUUACUGCACUACUGGUUAUUGGACCAUGGCUUUUGGUCAUUACACAGGCUGUACGGAUGUUGGGUCGUUUCAGUUCAUAGAGCACCCGUGUUGUCGUUGCUUUAGGAAAAUCCGGGUUACAAAGGUGACAGCGUUGAAAUCCAGACUUCGGUGAUUGAAGAAACGGUAAGCAUACUAUAUUAUGACUGUCUAGUGCUACUCAUGCCAGCGUGAUGCUGUCAUUCAUCCAGUUGAUAUGACAGUCAGUGUGCUAAACCCUGACCCUUGACCCUUGACCCCUGCCUUCUGUAGCUGGACAAUAGACGAAAACUGAAGAUGUUGGGUGAGAGGAUCAAGUACAAGCUGGCGGCUGUGUCUCAUGGGAAUGACAUAGCCUCCUUGUUUGAGCUAGACCCCACCACACUGCAGAAAACAGACUCCUUUGUGCCAAGGUACUAUACUGCAUCAACUCCAAUCCUCUUCAAGCCAUCUGCACAGACUGUACAAUAAAGUAAAGACUUACAGUAUGUUUCACUGGCUCUCUAUUGUAAACGUUCUUCCUCUCAGGAAUUCGUAUGUGCGCCUCAGACACCUAUGCACCAACACAUGGAUCCAGAGCACCAACGUGCCCAUAGAUCUAGAUGAGGAGAGACCUAUUAGGCUCAUGGUAAGUACAGCCUGUUGCACAGUCACUUGACUAACUUUGACACCGACUUCCUGUCAGACACAGACAGUCUUUCUGUUCCAUCCCGCUCUCAGCUGGGCACCUGUCCUACCAAGGAGGAUAAGGAGGCCUUUGCCAUCGUGUCAGUGCCAGUGAUGGAGAUCUGGGACCUGGACUUUGCCAACGAUGCCAGUUUUAUGUUGAGCACCGUAGUGGACAGGUUUAACGAGGGAUUUAUCAGCCCCAAUGACAGAAGGUAAAGUGUCUGCAGAAAAGGCUUAAAAUACAGUACCAGUCAAAAGUUUGGACACACCUACUCAUUCAAGGGUUUUUCUUUAUUUUUACUAUUUUCUACAUUGUGGAAUAAUAGUGAAGACAUAAAAACUAUGAAAUAGCACAUAAGGAAUCAUGUAGUAACCCAAAAAGUGUAAAACAAAUCAAAAUAUAUUUUAUAUUUGAGAUUCUUCAAAUAGCUACUCUUUGACUUGAUGACAGCUUUGCACACUCUUGGCAUUCUCUCAAUCAGCUUCACCUCGAAUGCUUUUCCAACAGUCUUGAAGGAGUUUCCACAUAUGCUGAGCAUUUGUUGGCUGCUUUUCCUUCACUGUGUGGGUCAUUGUCCUGUUGAAAAACAAAUGAUAGUCCCACUAAGCCCAAACCAGAUGGGAUGGCGUAUUGCUGCAGAAUGCUGUGGUAGCCAUGCUGGUUAAGUGUGCCUUGAAUUCUAAAUAAAUCACGGACAGUGUCACCAGCAAAGCACCCCCACACCAUAACACCUCCUCCUCCUCCAUGCUUUACGGUGGGAACUACACAUGCAGAGAUCAUCCGUUCACCCACACCGCGUCUCACAAAGACACGGCGGUUGGAACCAAAGGACACAUUUCCAUUGCUCGUGUUUCUUGGCCCAAGCAGGUCUCUUCUUCUUAUUGGUGUCUAGUAGUGGUUUCUUUGCAGCAAUUUGACCAUGAAGGCCUGAUUAACACAGUCCCCUCUGAACAGUUGAUGUUGAGAUGUGUCUGUGACUUGAACUCUGUGAAGCAUUUAUUUGGGCUGCAAUUUCUGAGGCUGGUAACUCUAAUGAACUUAUCCUCUGCAGCAGAGGUAACUCUGGGUCUUCCAUUCCUGUGGCGGUCCUCAUGAGAGCCAGUUUCAUCAUAGCGCUUUAUGGUUUUUGCGACUGCACUUGAAGAAACUUAAGAAGCUUAUUUGAGCUGUUCUUGCCAUAAUAUGGACUUGGUAAUUUACCAAAUAGGGCUAUCUUCUGUAUACCCCCCCUACCUUGUCACAACACAAGUGAUUGGCUCAAACGCAUUAAGAAGGAAAUAAAAUUCCACAAAUUAACUUUUAAGAAGGCACACCUGUUAAUUGAAAUGCAUUCCAGGUGACUACCUCAUGAAGCUGGUUGAGAGAAUGCCAAGAGUGUGCAAAGCUGUCAUCAAGGCAAAGGGUGGCUAUUUGAAGAAUCUCAAAUAUAAAAUAUAUUUUGGUUAAAAAAAAAUAAAAAAAUAAAAAACUUGAAUAAGUAGGUGUUUCCAAACUUUUGACUGGUAGUGUACAUCAAUGAAAUCAAACAACUUUUGCGAAAGAAAGCUUCUGGUCUGUUUGCUCUCCGUUCUACUUGAUUGAUGUCAGCAUUUUCAGAGCUGGCACCGUAACACAGUCACGAGGGUUAGUUCCCUAGCCCAGACCAACCGGGCCGGACCAGUAAGAGCUGUGUUUGUGUCCCGUCUUUGACACUGCAGGUUUGCCAUUAAGCUGCUGGAGGACCUGGUGUUCUUUGUGGUGGACAUGCCCAACAGCGGUCAGGUUGUGCUGGAUGUGGUGAUGACCAAGGUCAACCGAGAGAGACAGAAACUCAUGAGGGAACAAAACAUCCUCAAACAGGUCAGAAGAACCACUUUAAACAAGCCUAGUGUAAUGGCGCCUCCCUAAACAUCAGAUUGAUGAUGACAUAUAGGUUUAUCAUUUCUUGUCGUAAUUAUAUCCAUAUUGUCACGUUACCUUGAAUAUUCCUCUGUUCUUUUGUCCCGCUGAAGAUCUUUGGGAUCCUGAAGGCCCCGUUCAAGGAUAAAGGGGCAGAAGGCCCAUUGCUGCGAUUGGAGGAGCUGUCAGACCAGAAGAAUUCCCCCUACCAGUACAUGUUUCGUCUCUGUUACCGGCUGCUGCGACAUUCACAGGAGGACUACCGCAAGAACCAGGUACUGUACACCACAUUGACUCACAUUCUGUAACAGGGUAGAUUACCGUAAUUUUCUGACUAUAAGCCGCGCCUUUUUCCCCCAUUUUUCGACCCUGCGGCUUAUAUAACGGUGCGGCUAAUCUAUGGAUUUUUACAGCUAACGGCCACUAGAAGACCUCGUAAAUCUAUGGAUUUUACAGGUUACAGUCCACCAACUUUAACUCUAUGGGCUCUAUGACCGGUCCGCGCCCCCCACCUUUAAGCGGCAGGCUCCAGCAGGAAAAGCUGGAGGCCGGAAAAGAGUGAGACAGGUAGCGCGCAAAAGUAAAAGUGGAACCGAGAGUGGUACGAGAGACAGAACGAGAGCAAGACAGACAGACAUUACGAGAGCGAGACAGUUUGUCUCUUUCCCGACAAUCCCCUCUGUGCACGAACCCUUAAAUAUGGUAAUUAAACAUUAAAACACCUGCGGCUUAUAGUCCAGUGCGGUUUAUAUAUGUACACAUCAUUCAAUAUCAUUCAAUUUAGCUGCUGUGGCUUAUACUCCGGUGCACCUUAUAGUGCGGAAAAUACGGUACUUUUCCUGGCCCAAUAUAAAAUGAUUGAUACCUGGGCCUCCUUUGCUGCUAAAGCUAAAUGUAGAGCAACAGGCCACUUGGAGAUACACAAAAGUGACUUACACCACUAAAAAUCCCCACUCUUGCUUCCCCCCCCUCAGGAGCACAUAGCCAAGCAGUUUGGAUUGAUGCAGUCUCAGAUUGGCUAUGACAUCCUGGCUGAGGACACAAUCACUGCUCUGCUGCACAACAACCGCAAGCUGCUGGAGAAGCACAUCACCAAGACGGAGGUGGAGACCUUCGUUAGCCUGGUCCGCAAGAACAGGGAACCCAGGUGAGAAGAGCGAUUCUCCCCCCCCCCCCCCCUCAACUUGUGCAUUCAAAUAAUAUCCAUGUUUAUUCAAAACUGUUGUGGUGUAACUUAAACAUCGGCCUGUUUCCCCUCAGGUUUCUGGACUACCUGUCAGAUCUGUGUGUGUCCAAUAACGUAGCCAUUUCUGUAACUCAGGAGCUGAUCUGUAAGUGUGUGCUGGAUCCCAAGAACCAAGACAUUCUCAUCAAGACUGAGUGAGUGGUGCUCUUCUUUACACACAAACAAACAGUUGACAUGCGACGGCCUCUCUCUGUGUGUGUGUGUGUGUGUGUGUUUUCUUCUGGGUUGAGUGUUCAUGAUUUAAUGUCUAUGCCUGUGUUUGCCCAUGCAGACGGCGUGUGCCCAAAGAGAUGCCCCAUCCCACUGAAUACAUGGGCAUGGAGGAGUAUGCUGACGACGAUGAGGUGUGGCUGGUCUGGACUGACAAGACCAAUGAGAAGCAAGAGAAGGGCAUCAGACAGCUAGCCCAGGAGGCCAGACAGGGGAACGCUCAUGACGAGAACGUGCUCACAUACUAUAGGUAGAUUUAUUUAUAGUAUUUCACCUUUAUUUAUCCUGAAGGAGACUAACAGUACCCUUAUGCAGGGGCGAACUUUGGUAUAAGAAGUGGGGGGGACAUAACUUGGCGGGGGGUCUGGGUGUCCUCCCAUUGUUUUGGCUUAUUUUUCCUGCAUUUCUAUACAAUCUAAUAUGACCCAUGGCCCUUUUUAACGGUCUCUAUUUAGAACAACAAAAUGUAAGCAAAAAUGGCCACAGUCAUCAAGCUAGGUAAGAGAUCGUUAUUAAAUAUGUUUAAGUGAUUGCUAACACUGAACUAGAUCUAUGAUAGUUCAAUAAUCAAUGUUGUGUUGCACCUUUAACCAAUAGCCUAACAAAUGAACAACUCUUACAAAUAAAGGACAAAGACAACUUUUGGUUCACUUUAUUAAGACAUCCUCUAUAUCAAAUUUCAGCCAGACCACCCAGCCAGCCCGAGCCACCUGCACGCCCGACCCCCACCAGUCUAGUUAAUUACUCAACUCUCUCCCCGACCCCCACCAGUCUAGUUAAUUACUCAACUCUCUCCCCGACCCCCACCAGUCGAGUCAAUUACUCAACUCUCUCCCCGACCCCCACCAGUCUAGUCAAUUACUCAACUCUCUCCCCGACCCCCACCAGUCUAGUCAAUUACUCAACUCUCUCCCCGACCCCCACCAGUCUAGUCAAUUACUCAACUCUCUCCCCGACCCCCACCAGUCUAGUUAAUUACUCAACUCUCUCCCCGACCCCCACCAGUCUAGUCAAUUACUCAACUCUCUCCCCGACCCCCACCAGUCUAGUUAAUUACUCAACUCUCUCCCCGACCCCCACCAGUCUAGUCAAUUACUCAACUCUCUCCCCCGACCCCCACCAGUCUAGUCAAUUACUCAACUCUCUCCCCGACCCCCACCAGUCUAGUCAAUUACUCAACUCUCUCCCCGACCCCCACCAGUCUAGUUAAUUACUCAACUCUCUCCCCGACCCCCACCAGUCUAGUUAAUUACUCAACUCUCUCCCCGACCCCCACCAGUCUAGUCAAUUACUCAACUCUCUCCGCGACCCCCACCAGUCUAGUCAAUUACUCAACUCUCUCCCCGACCCCCACCAGUCUACAUUUUAGUCAUCUAGCAGACGCACUUAUCCAGAGCGACUUACAGUUUAGUGAGUGCAUAAAUGUUUCAUACUGGCCCCCCGUGGGAAUCGAACCCACAACCCUGGCGUUGCAAGCGCCAUGCUCUACCAAUUGAGCUACAGGAGGCCUAAGCUAGCUACAGUGUAGUCAACAACUCAACUCUCUCCCCAACACAACUUCCUUCCUGUCUUUUUUUUGUAUGUCUCAAGGGAAAGUUUAGGAAAACAAAAGUUUAAUACAAACACACAUACACCUACACAUUAACACACAGAAAAAGUACAUCCUCCAUAUAAUUAAUAUCAUAGGCCUAAUAGUACUGUAGAGGUCUUUUUACUUGCACACAAUACAGCUGGGUCGCCCCGUCCUGCCCAUAGGGGUCCACGGCCCUGCAGUGCCCCAACCCAACACACCCCACUCAGCUUUAUGAUCUUAGUGAAACAUUCAUUAUUGUUUUCAGGUGUGUUAGGCCAAGGCCAGAGUGACAACCAACAGUACGGCAGACCCCCAGGGCCAGGACUGAGCAGCCCAGCAGCUAGGGAUUGCCUAAAUCGGGAUCUCCCCUGACGUGGGCAUAUUUUCAAUGCAGACUCCUUUAGUCGUACUGUAUUCCAUAUAAGGCAUCUAGAAAUUAUGAUAGUUGCACAGUAUACCCUUCAUCUUGUAAUAAAUCAAAUCUAGUGAUACAUAACUUGACAUUUUCUUCCAUCCGUUGUGGGAGGAUAACCAACCUUCCAAUUAAUGGCAAUGCAUUUCUUAGCCGCUAUACAUUCUAGGUUACACAGUUUCUUCUGAUAACAGGCUCCAAGUAUCAACAUUUGCAAGCAAACAAAAACAGGGUGAAGGGAGAAUCUGUAGACAUGCUGAGAUAAAAUAACAUACUCUUUGCCAGAAUUCAGCCAGCCUUCACAAGAUCAUAACAUAUGCAAAUAUGUUCCCUUUUGUGUUUUACACCUCUAGCAGAAUAAUUACAUUUCUGAGUGCAUGAUAUUCAGUUUCACUGGCAUAUAGUACGUUCUAUGGAUGGUCUUAAACUGCAGUAAUUUGUGUCUGUUAUUAUAUGAACAUGACUGGGAAUUCUAACAUAUCUGUAUCCAUUCAUCAUCAUCAAUAGCGUCUCCAAGGUCUUCCUCACCUUUUUGUUUUACAUGUUUUGUGUCAUUGGGAAAAGCCUCUAUCAACCCUUGAACCAUUUGGAAAUCAACUUUAGAGGUUUGUCAGACUGCCUUAAAAAUAGUUUCAAUCUUGUUUACUGCACAAAGAGAAUAAAGUGUUGUAUCUGCAAAAGUUCAACUCUGCCACGUCACAGACUGGUCUUCCCUGGCUGCCUGAUGAGAACCCUGUCACCAUCUGAUUCUGCUCAGAUGAGGCAUGACAAAUAAUUACCUUGCUGUACAUUUAUACAAUAUAUUAUCCAAGAAUAGAAAUGGUUAAAUAAUUGAAAUGACCAUUAUUCCCAGAUCCCAGACUGUACCCAUCAACUUGAGAUGGAACUUUUGUAUCCAGUCACUGAUUGUUAUAAUAUACCCUCCUGAGUGGCGCAGUGGUCUAAGGCACUGCAUCGCAGUGCUAACUGUGCCACUAGAGAUCCUGGUUCGAAUCCAGGCUCUGUCGCAGCCGGCCGCGACCGGGAGACUCAUGGGUGGCGCACAAUUGGCCCAGCGUCGUCCAGGGUAGGGGAGGGAAUGGCCGGCAGGGAUGUAGCUCAGUUGAUAGAGCAUGGCGUUUGCAACGCCAGGGUUGUGGGUUCAAUUCCCACGGGGGGCCAGUAUAUAUAAAAAAAUAUGUAUUCACUAACUGUAAGUCGCUCUGGAUAAGAGCGUCUGCUAAAUGACUAAAAUGUAAAUGUAAAUGAUAUACUGCAAAAUUCACCUGAGCUCCGUAGACUGGUCUUCCCUGGCUGUCUGACCCUGCAGGUAGACCUGUCACCAUCUGAUCCUGCUAAGACAUGAUGAGCAUAGUGUUGUGUACUGACUGUGCACCAUGACAGUGAAGCAUGUAGAGCUGUUUAUUCCGUGUCAGUGUGAAAAUGAGGGAAUUAGCUAGGGAAACUGACAGAUCAAUGACGUUACAUUGCUAUACUGACUAAUAAUAACUCACAUUGCGCUGAAAAAACAAAUAUAAUGUCGGUUUUCAAUCGUUUUUCCUCUGGUUUCAUCAUUUGAUUCAGGUUUAGUGUGAUUGAGACAACAAUAAUAGCUAAAGUUAGUGAGCUAGCUAGUGUUAUCCAACUUUGGCUAGCUCUAGCUAAUGGUACGUCAUCACAUUUACUUCUACUGAAAUGGGACAAAACUAAGGCUAUAAAACAUUUCCAUACACACAAGAAAAGUUGUUAGAUACUGCUACCUGACAUAGUUAGAGGCUAGCUAGAGCUGAACUGACUGUGGUAGCUACUAGCUAGCUAACUAGCUGCUAGUAGUUCAUUCACUUCAGUCGAGAGUGGAUGAAACAAUGUAUGCACUCACUAACUGUAAGUCGCUCUGGAUAAGAGCGUCUGCUAAAUGACUAAAAUGUAAAAAAAUGAAACAUUAGCGAACAUAUAACAGUCACACUACUAGCUCAGCAUUGGGAAUAAAUAUUUUUUUCUGUCAAAACAGCAGUUACCUUGCCAGCUAGAUCAGUUAACUAAAGAGUAGCCAGUUUCUGCUCUGCUUGCUUUUGAACAACUCAUUGAAAAAGCGCAACACAGACAGCAGCUGCCUCUGUUCAUCUUUCCCAUGCUGGUCCUAUCAGAAGCUUUGCCUUCACACAACCUAACUGACCGCUCUGAGGCAUCAGCAUGGUCCUAAAGCACACCGUGCCGUGUGUUUGUAUCACCCCCCCCAUCCAGUGAAAGUUGCACCCCUGCCGUUAUGAUUUCCUAGAUAUGGGAAUGUACUGUUACUAAAGGUAAUGUAAACAGGGAAUCUUUUGAAAAGGAAAUUGUACUAAUCUGAAGUAUUUCAACCCUGUGACCUACUUUGAAGUCUUGUGUAUGCUUCAUUCUCAAACCUUCCCCUUUGUCCCUGCAGGUACCAGCUGAAGCUGUAUGCACGGAUAUGUCUGGACCGCCAGUACCUGGCCAUAGAUGAGAUCUCUAAGCAGCUGGAUGUGGAGCUCAUCUUCCUGUGUAUGAUGGACGAGACGCUGCCCUUUGACCUCAGAGCCUCCUUCUGCCGACUCAUGCUGCACACACACGUCGACCGAGACCCUCAGGAGCUGGUGACCCCCGUCAAGUUUGCACGUCUCUGGACAGAGAUCCCAACCUCCAUCUCAAUUAAAGAGUUAGACUUCGAAAUUUUUUCCCAGAUCAAUGUUUUGUGCAUAGUGUCAUUGCAUUGUUAACAUUGAGGUACAGUGCAACUAAGGGCGUUUAUUUCUAUGUUUUUUACCUCUUCCCUUGCUUAGUUAUGAUUCCAACAUGGAUGACUUGCGGGACAAUAAGAAGAACAAGUUUGCCAACACCAUGGUGUUCAUGGAGGAGUACCUCAACGUCGUCCUCAAUGAAGACCUGCCUUUCGCUGACGAGGAGAAGAACAAGCUGACCUAUGAGGUGUCAAUUCACACCUCAUUCCUAUUCUCAUUAACAAUACUGUGAAUACUUCAAAAACACCUAUAUUUGGUCAUGGAAAAUUACUCUCUGGCUCUCUACCACUUUAGAAUGAUAACUGCUAGAAUGAUAACUGCUAGAAUGAUAACUGCUAGAAUGAUAACUGCUAGAAUGUUUUGUGCCCUCAGGUGGUGAGCCUGGCCAGACACCUCAUCUACUUCGGUUUCUACAGUUUAUUUGAGCUGCUGAGGUUGACACGCACACUUCUGGGAAUCAUCGACUGUAUCCCCAAACCUUCACUGGUCAACCCCAUGCUCCAGGACGAUGGCAGUGGUAAGAUAAUGAGAAACACCUGUUCUCUGCAUUUAACAGUAUUACGGGAGAACUACGACACAGUGUCAUUUUUAUCAAACAAAUUGGUACAAAUGACGUUCAUAUUCGGGUUUCCUCAUGGUUUUCACCAUCUCCGUAAUAAUGAUGUGAUGAAGUAGAGUUUCAGGUUCUUUACAUAUCCCAUUCUCCAUUUUAGGAAAGAACAUGAAGCGUUCCAUCCAUGGCGUGGGUCACAUGAUGUCCACAAUGGUACUGAGCAGGAAACAGUCCAUGUUUGGAGGUCCAGGGAGGAGUGCUUCCAUUAUAGAAGGACCGAACCGCAGCAAGGACAGCAUCGACAAACAGGAUAUCACAGUCAUGGACACCAAGCUGAAAAUACUGGAAAUAAUGCAGGUUCGAUAAACCUACUGGAAACUACGACAUCUUCUCAUGACAAUUAACACAGAGAUGUGGCAUAGGGUUGGGUUUAUGCUCGUAAUGGAAAACAAGUCAUAGCCCUUCAUGUAUCCCUUUUAUACUAAGCGCUGUUCUUUAUCUCUUGUUGAUCUUCAGUUUAUCCUGAAUGUCCGCCUGGACUAUCGGCUCUCCUUCCUGCUGUCUGUCUUCAAGAAGGAGUUUGUUGAUGUUUAUCCCAUGGCAGAGGCCGAUGCUACAACAUCAAUGGAGCAAGCAGGUAGUGCAGUGAGGGACCCAUCGCUCUCCACUAACCAGGCCUUAUACAGUAUUCCUCUUUGAAUAGCUUCUCUCCACCUCAAUACAUAACAUUCUUAACUCUGUCUUUCAACAGCCACCAUCAACCUGCAGCACAUAGGAGAUCAAGCAGAGGCCAUGUUUGGCGUGGGGUAGGUUCACUACUAUAUAUAGCGGCAGGUAGCUUAGUGGUUAAGAGUGUUGUGCCAGUAACCGAAAGGUCGCUGGUUCUAAUCCCCGAGCUGACUAGGUGAAAAAUCUGUCGAUGUGCAAGGCACUUAACCCUAAUUGCUCCUGUAAGUCGCUCUGGAUAAGAGCGUCUGCUAAAUGACUAAAAUGUCAAUGUAAAAAUAUAGUAAUAAUAAUAUAUGCCAUUUAGCAGACGCUUUUAUUCAAAGCGACUUACGUUCAUGCGUGCAUACAUUUUACGUAUGGGCGGUCCCGGGAAUUGAACCCACUAUCCUGGCAUUGCAAGAGCCAUACUCUACCAACUGAGCUACAGAGGAGCACAUACUAACCCGUGACUGUGUCCUCCUGUCAGGAAGGGGAACAGGAUACUAACCUGUGACUGUGUCCUCCUGUCAGGAAGGGGAACAGCAUACUAGAGGUAGAUGAUGAGGGAGGUUGUAUGUUCCUGAGGGUGUUGAUCCACCUCACCAUGCAUGAGUACCCUCCCCUGGUGUCUGGGGCGCUCCAGUUGCUCUUCAAACACUUCAGCCAGAGACAGGAGGUCCUGCACACCUUUAAACAGGUAAGGAGAUACAUUCUGAAAUCACUGAAGGCAAACAAAGGGGCGGCCAAUAAUGACCUGCACUCCAAUAUAAAGUUGGUACAGUAUCUGCCAGUACUCUCUCUAUUACUAACCCUAAUUGCUCCUGUAAGUCGCUCUGGAUAAGAGCGUCUGCUAAAUGACUAAAAAUGUAAAAAAUGUAAAUAUUACUGUCUCUUUGUUAUACAGCUUUGUUAUAUAUGCUCUCUCUUUCUCUCAGGUCCAGUUGCUGAUCUCGGGUCAGGAUGUUGAUAACUACAAGCUGAUAAAGAGUGACCUUGACUGUCUCCGCACCAUGGUGGAGAAGUCUGAGCUCUGGGUGAACAAGAAGAGCGGCUCUGGAGGAGCGGAGGGGAAGAAAGACGAGGACAAAAAUGAAAAAGUAGAGGUGAGGGCUUUAGGUUGAAGGAACUCCAUUAUUACCAGUGUAGUAACUACACCAUGCUAACAGUACUUCUGAUUUCCUUUUAGAUGGACUUAGAGGAUGUGACCCUGAAGAAAGAGAUGUCGGAUAAGAGCAAUGAAAACUACCAGAAGGUCAAAGAGGUGUGUUUCUUUUCCAUUGGAACUGUCACGUUUUCCUUCACACUGGCUAGCAUGUCCCAUUGUAGUGUUGGGCUGUAUUUUUGAAGACAUUCUGUUUUCCCCCAGAUCAUGGAGCGUCUGAAUAAGAUGUGCAGCACGGGGGUGUGGAAGAAGCAGCAGAGACUCCUGAAAAACAUGGGAGCCCACAAAGUGAUGCUCGACCUGCUGCAGGUGUCACACGAUCAGGUGAGGGAUGUACGUGAACGGUGUCUUACCCCCACUCUGACAACCAAACACAUAGUCCAAUACUAACAUAUCUACUAAAACCACCCAAAAUAACAUGACUUCUGUCUCUCUCUCACACACCUUCCUGGGUUUCAGCAUGACACCAAAAUGCAAGGGAUCAUCAGGUGCACUCACCUGUUCCUGCAUAAGUUCUGCAUGGGGAACCCGGAGAACCAGGUGCUGCUUCAUAAGAACCUCAGCCUCUUCCUGAACCCAGGAAGUGAGUGAAUUCACACACCUUGUUGUUUUCUACUUUAUUCAUCCUGUUCUCAUCAGACAUAAUAAUGACCCUUCUCCACCCUUUCCCUCUCCCCCUCCCCUUUCCCCCUCUCACCCCUCCCCUUUCCCCUCUUCUCCCCCCCUCCCCUUCCCCGCGUCCCCCCCCUUUCCCCUCUCUCCCCCCCCCCUUUCCCCUCCCUUUCCCCCCUCCCCCUUUCCCCUCUCUCUCCCCUCCCCCUUUCCCCUCUCCCCCUCCCCUCCCCUCUCCCCUCUCCCCUUUCCCCCUCCCCCCCCCUUUCCCUCUCUCCUCUCCCCUCCCCUCUUCCCCUCCCCUUUCCCCUCUCUCCCUCCCCUUUCCCCUCUCUUUCCCUCUCUCUCUCCCCCUCCCUUUCCCCUCUCUUCGCCUCCGCUCCCCUUCCCCCCCUCUCCCCCGUCCCCUUUCCCCUCUCUCCCGCCUUUCCCCCUCCUUUUCCCCUCCUCACCUUCCCCUCUCUCCCCCUCCCCUUUCCCCUCUCUCCCCCUCCCCUUUCCCCUCUCUCUCCCUCCCCUUUCCCCUCUCUCUCCCCUCCCCUCUUCUCUACCCCCCUUCCCCCCCCUCCCUUUCCCCUCUCUCUCCCUCCCCUUUCCCCUCUCUCUCCCUCCCCUUUCCCCUCUCUCUCGUCUUCCCUUUCCCUCCCCGCCCUCCCCCUCUCUCCCUCUCCCCUCUCUCUCCCCUCCCCUUUUCCCUCUCUCCCCCUCCCUCCCCUCUCUCCCCCUCCCUUUCCCCUCCUCUCUCCCCCUCCCCUUCGCCCUCUCCCAUCCCCUCCUCUUCCCCCUCCCCUUUCCUCUCUCUCGCCUCCCCUUUCCCCUCUCCCUCCCCCCCCCUUUCCUCGUCUCCCCCUCCCCUUUCCCCUUCCCCCUCUCCCCCCUCUCCCCUCUUUCCCCUCUCCCCCUUCCCCUUUCCCCCCUCUCUCCUCCCUCCCCUCCCCUUUCCCCGAUUCCCCCAGUGUAACCUUUCCCCUCUACUCCCCUUUCCCCUUCUCCCCCCUUUCCCCUCUCUCUCCUCAGCUCAUAGAGGCUGAGACGGUGCAGCACAUCUUCAGUAAUAACUACCAGCUGUGUGCAGAGAUCAGUGAGCACGUGCUGCAGCACUUCAUCCACUGCCUGGCCACUCACGGACGCCACGUCCAGUACCUCAACUUCCUGCACACCAUCAUCAAGGCCGAGGGGAAGUAUGUGAAGAAGUGUCAGGACAUGAUCAUGACUGAGGUAAGGGAACCUCCCCCACAACCUGCUUUUAACCCUGCCCUUUUCAUUGGUAUGGAAUCAACCUCUGAAAGUUGUAAAUAAUGCUGCAGUUUUUCAAUGUUUAUCUAGUCUAGUCUGUUUUACAAUCCAAAGUUUGUGUGAAACCCUGCUAAAAUAACAGAUGAACCACCUCCCAGCCAUUGACAAGCCGCAUUAAUCAUAUCAGCAAUGUCUCCCCUCUAGUUAACCAACGCCGGUGAGGAUGUGGUGGUGUUUUAUAACGACAAGGCGUCGUUCUUCACCAUGCUGGAGCUGAUGGCAGAGUCCAGGGAGGGGAUUCAAGAGCACAGCCCCUUGCGCUACCACAUCUCUCUGGUGGAGCUGCUGGCUGCCUGCGCUGAGGGCAAAAACGUCUACACGGAGAUCAAAUGUACCUCGCUGCUGCCCCUAGAGGACGCGGUGAGAGUGGUCACACACGAGGACUGUAUCACAGAGGUACGUCUGAAAUGGAACAGGCAUAUCAUUAGUUAGUUAGUACCCUACAUCGUCCUCAUUUAGAAAAACCACAGCAGCGUGCAAUGAUCUGCAGACAUACAACUGCAAAGAUAAUGUUAACAUUAUCAUUCCAAAAUGUAUAGACCCCUGACCCAGCUGUGUGCGUGUGCGUGCGUUCCUCAGGUGAAGGUUGCCUAUGUGAACUUUGUGAACCACUGCUACGUAGACACAGAGGUAGAAAUGAAGGAGAUUUACACCAGCAACCACAUCUGGAAACUGUUUGAGGACUUCAUCGUGGACAUGGCCAGGGUAAGUCUCACUCCCCAAUCAAUGGGACCACUCUCACCCACAAGUGGGCGGCAGGUAGCCUAGUGGUUAAGAGCGUUGUGCCAGUAACCGAAAGGUCGCUGGUUCUAAUCCCCGAGCCGACUAGGUGAAAAAUCUGUCGAUGUGCCCUUGAGCAAGGCACUUAACCCUAAUUGCUCCUGUAAGUCGCUCUGGAUAAGCGUCUGCUAAAUGACUAAAAUGUAAUGUAAAUGUAAGUCUCAUCCUCGCUGUGUUUUGCGCAAUCAUAUGACAUAGCACGAUUUUAUCCUGUAUUUUAAGCCUUAUCCAGAAAUGAGAAUUAGACCAAACAUGAAAGCGAUUAUCUGAGGAUGGUGCUGGUCCAUCUAACAUGAAAAUAAAAGUUUGAUGAAAAAGCUUUCAAUAAAAGGUUGAAAUCCAGGCAUGUCACAUGAUUGUGCAACACAGAGGGCCCUACCAGGGUCAUACUGCCUGAUGUGACCCGUGGGUCUUUGGGUAAAGUGACCCCGGCCUUUCAUCUACAGUUCUUGUCCUCUCUAAUCUCUCUUCCCUCUCUAGGUGUGUAACAAGAGAGAGAAGCAUCUGACUGACCCUAUCCUGGAGAAGUACAUCAUCAACGUGGUGUUUGACACCAUCAAUGCCUUCUUCAGCUCCCCCUUCUCUGAAAACAGCACCUCUCUACAGGUCAGUCAGCUCAGUCUCUGAAAACAGCACCUCUCUACAGGUCAGUCAGCUCAGUCUCUGAAAACAGCACCUCUCUACAGGUCAGUCAGCUCAGUCUCUGAAAACAGCACCUCUCUACAGGUCAGUCAGCUCAGUCUCUGAAAACAGCACCUCUCUACAGGUCAGUCAGCUCAGUCUCUGAAAACAGCACCUCUCUACAGGUCAGUCAGCUCAGUCUCUGAAAACAGCACCUCUCUACAGGUCAGUCAGCUCAGUCUCUGAAAACAGCACCUCUCUACAGGUCAGUCAGCUCAGUCUCUGAAAACAGCACCUCUCUACAGGUCAGUCAGCUCAGUCUCUGAAAACAGCACCUCUCUACAGGUCAGUCAGCUCAGUCUCUGAAAACAGCACCUCUCUACAGGUCAGUCAGCUCAGUCUCUGAAAACAGCACCUCUCUACAGGUCAGUCAGCUCAGUGACGCUGCCUACCCAGAGGCUUUGUCAUGCUAUAACGUUUACUGUAUUACACUGUUUUAGUAGAGCACGUGUAUUUUCUUUUGUAUUGUCUUAACAGUAUUUGUGUAGUCGUGAUGUGUAAUGAAUUCUCAUCCUGUGAUUCUCCUUCCUCUGUGCCUGUAAACAGACCCACCACACCACAGUGACGCAGCUGCUCCAGUCGAGCAUGCGUCUGCUGGACUGUCCCUGGCUGCAGCAGCAACACAGAGGCCUGGUGGAGACCUGCAUCCGCACCCUGGCCAUGACAGGUGAGACGGACCUACUGCAGGGCCCAGAGGCGGGCUACAUUCAGGGGCAUACUGGGCCUAGACACGCAGGGUCAAAUUGAGGUCACAUUCCUUUCAUCUUCUUUGUAAAUGUUACUUAAGAUUGUUCUACAUUUGUUUGAGUGCGAGUACCUUUUUGAACUCAGUGAUUACUUUCUCCAAUCUUAUGUGUGCAGCGAAGAACCGCUCCAUCUCCCUGCCCCUGGAGCUGGAGUCUCAGAUCACCACCAUGCUGAGCAGCAGUGCCACCAACUCUCUGUCCCGCUCCAACCCCAACUACAAGAGCUCCACCCGCUCCAGCCGCCCCCCCAACAACCCCUGGGACUACAAGAACAUCAUUGAGAAGCUGCAGGUUGGACCCAUAAUCCACCCUGCUCCCAUUCCCCUCCUGUAUCCAUCACUUUAUUCAGCCAUAGCCACAACAGAAUGAGAAAUGACACAUUUCCUUGGCCUCUGUCGCUCUGGUUUGUUUCCUGUUCUUGAGGGUUUGGUGUUUGACAGCGUGGAUAUAACCCUGUCCCUUCUGUCGGUUUGUCUGUGAUGUAAACAUUGUUCCUCUACACUGAUGUUAUCUUUUAUCUACUUCAUUUUUUGUUUAACUAAAGUGUGUUGCGAUGUUUAAUGCACCUUUUUAAAUAAAGCUAGAUUUGAUUUAUGUUCAGGACAUCAUCAGCACUCUAGAGCAGCGUCUGAAACCGCUGGUGAACGCUGAGCUGUCUGUUCUGGUGGACGUCCUGCAGCAGCCUGAACUCCUCUUCCUGGAGGGAACGGACGCACGGCAAUGCUGCGAAUCAGGAGGCUUCAUCUCAAAGUAAGCCAAGGGACUGACCUUGUGGCUGGGGGGGGGGGGUACAAAUAUUUACGAAUGCUAAGUUAAAGAAGGAGCAUUCCAGGAAUAGUUUUAGUUGGAGGAGGUCUAACACUGUGUACGUGUGAAUCCCAGACUGAUUCAGCACACUAAAGCCCUGAUGAACUCUGAGGAGAAGCUCUGUAUCAAGGUUCUGAGGACGCUGCAGGAGAUGCUCAUACGUACACUGGACUUUGACGAGAAGGUAAAGACUUAUGACCAGUCAGUGUAGGUCUUGUAGAUUAACCAAUAUAAUAUCUGCGUGUAUUUAAUAAAGGUUUUAUGAAGGUGCGUAUUGAGGUCCUAUUUGGGUAAGAAACUAUCCAGUGUGUGUAGGGUGCUAACCAUGUCUGUGUGUGGCUGAAUUUCUCAUCAAUAAGGGGAUUGCACUGAGGAAGGUGUUGCUACAAAACUACCUGUUCACUAACAACAACAACAACAACAACAACAAGGCAGAUUUGGUUGAACUUGGAGCAACAGGUUUGUUUAUAUUAGGCUUAGAACGAGAUUAUUACGGAUUGUGUUCCUAUUUACAGUGUGUUAAUGUGUAUGUCUACAGUCGUGGUCAAACGUUUUGAGAAUGACACAAGUAUUGGUCUUCACAAAGUUUGCUGCUUCAGUGUUAUGAGAUAUUUUUGUCAGAUGUUACUAUGGUAUACUGAAGUAUAAUUACAAGCAUUCCAUAAGUGUCAAAGGCUUUUAUUGACAAUUACAUUACGUUUAUGCAAAGAGUCAAUAUUUGCAGUGUUGACCCUUCUUUUUCAAGACCUCUGCAUUCCGCCGUGGCAUGCUGUCAAUUAACUUCUGGGCCACAUCCUGACUGAUGGCAGCCCAUUCUUGCAUAAUCAAUGCUUGGAGUUUGUCAGAAUUUGUGGGUUUUUGUUUGUCCACCCGCCUCUUGAGGAUCGACCACAAGUUCUCAAUGGGAUUAAGGUCUGGGGAGUUUCCUGGCCAUGGACCCAAAAUGUCUAUGUUUUGUUCCCCGAGCCACUUAGUUAUCACUUUUGCCUUAUGGCAAGGUGCUCCAUCAUGCUGGAAAAGGCAUUGGUCGUCACCAAACUGUUCUUGGAUGGUUGGGAGAAGUUGCUCUCAGAGGAUGUGUUGGUACCAUUCUUUAUUCAUGGCUGUGUUCUUAGGCAAAGUUGUGAGUGAGCCCACUCCCUUGGCUGAGAAGCAACCCCACACAUGAAUGGUCUCAGGAUGCUUUACUGUUGGCAUGACACAGGACUGAUGGUAGCGCUCACCUUUUCCGGACAAGGUGUUUUCCGGAUGCCCCAAACAAUCGGAAAGGGGAUUCAUCAGAGAAAAUGACUUUACCCCAGUCCUCAGCAGUCCAAUCCAUGUACCUUUUGCAGAAUAUCAGUCUGUCCCUGAUGUUUUUCCUGGAGAGAAGUGGCUUCCUCGCUGCCCUUCUUGACACCAGGCCAUCCUCCAAAAGUCUUUGCCUCACUGUGCGUGCAGAUGCACUCACACCUGCCUGCUGCCAUUCCUGAGCAAGCUCUGCACUGGUGGUGCCCCGAUCCCGCAGCUGAAUCAACUUUAGGAGACGGUCCUGGCGCUUGCUGGACUUUCUUGGGCGCCCUGACGCCUUCUUCACAACAAUUGAACCUCUCUCCUUGAAGUUCUUGAUGAUCCGAUAAAUGGUUGAUUUAGGUGCAAUCCUACUAGCAGCAAUAUCCUUGCCUGUGAAGCCCUUUUUGUGCAAAGCAAUGAUGACGGCACGUGUUUCCUGGCAGGUAACCAUGGUUAACAGAGGAAGAACAAUGAUUUCAAGCACCACCCUCCUUUUAAAGCUUCCAGUCUGUUAUUCUGACUCAAUCAGCAUGACAGAGUGAUCUCCAGCUUUGUCCUCAUCAACACUCUCACCUGUGUUAACGAGAGAAUCACUGACAUGAUGUCAGCUGGUCCUUUUGUGGCAGGGCUGAAAUGCAGUGGAAAUGUUUUUGGGCGAUUAAGUUCAUUUUCAUGGCAAAGAGGGACUUUGCAAUUAAUUGCAAUUCAUCUGAUCACUCUUCAUAACAUUCUUGAGUAUAUGCAAAUUAUCAUCAUCAAAACUGAGGCAACAGACUUUGUGAAAAUUAAUGUGUCAUUCUCAAAACUUUUGACCACGACUGUAUACUGAUUGUGUUUCUAUUUACAGUGUGUUCAUGUGUACAGUGGGGGGAAAAAAGUAUUUAGUCAGCCACCAAUUGUGCAAGUUCUCCCACUUAAAAAGAUGAGAGAGGCCUGUAAUUUUCAUCAUAGGUACACGUCAACUAUGACAGACAAAUUGAGAAAAAUGUUUUCCAGAAAAUCACAUUGUAGGAUUUUUAAUGAAUUUAUUUGCAAAUUAUGGUGGAAAAUAAGUAUUUGGUCACCUACAAACAAGCAAGAUUUCUGGCUCUCACAGACCUGUAACUUCUUCUUUAAGAGGCUCCUCUGUCCUCCACUCGUUACCUGUAUUAAUGGCACCUGUUUGAACUUGUUAUCAGUAUAAAAGACACCUGUCCACAACCUCAAACAGUCACACUCCAAACUCCACUAUGGCCAAGACCAAAGAGCUGUCAAAGGACACCAGAAACAAAAUUGUAGACCUGCACCAGGCUGGGAAGACUGAAUCUGCAAUAGGUAAGCAGCUUGGUUUGAAGAAAUCAACUGUGGGAGCAAUUAUUAGGAAAUGGAAGACAUACAAGACCACUGAUAAUCUCCCUCGAUCUGGGGCUCCACGCAAGAUCUCACCCCGUGGGGUCAAAAUGAUCACAAGAACGGUGAGCAAAAAUCCCAGAACCACACGGGGGGACCUAGUGAAUGACCUGCAGAGAGCUGGGACCAAAGUAACAAAGCCUACCAUCAGUAACACACUACGCCGCCAGGGACUCAAAUCCUGCAGUGCCAGAUGUGUCCCCCUGCUUAAGCCAGUACAUGUCCAGGCCCGUCUGAAGUUUGCUAGAGUGCAUUUGGAUGAUCCAGAAGAGGAUUGGGAGAAUGUCAUAUGGUCAGAUGAAACCAAAAUAUAACUUUUUGGUAAAAACUCAACUCGUCGUGUUUGGAGGACAAAGAAUGCUGAGUUGCAUCCAAAGGGACCAGGACGACUGAUCCGUGUAAAGGAAAGAAUGAAUGGGGCCAUGUAUCGUGAGAUUUUGAGUGAAAACCUCCUUCCAUCAGCAAGGGCAUUGAAGAUGAAACGUGGCUGGGUCUUUCAGCAUGACAAUGAUCUCAAACACACCGCCCGGGCAACGAAGGAGUGGCUUCGUAAGAAGCAUUUCAAGGUCCUGGAGUGGCCUAGCCAGUCUCCAGAUCUCAACCCCAUAGAAAAUCUUUGGAGGGAGUUGAAAGUCUGUGUUGCCCAGCGACAGCCCCAAAACAUCACUGCUCUAGAGGAGAUCUGCAUGGAGGAAUGGGCCAAAAUACCAGCAACAGUGUGUGAAAACCUUGUGAAGACUUACAGAAAACGUUUGACCUGUGUCAUUACCAACAAAGGGUAUAUAACAAAGUAUUGAGAAACUUUUGUUAUUGACCAAAUACUUAUUUUCCACCAUAAUUUGCAAAUAAAUUCAUAAAAAAUCCUACAAUGUGAUUUUCUGGAUUUUUGUUUCUCAUUUUGUCUGUCAUAGUUGACGUGUACCUAUGAUGAAAAUUACAGGCCUCUCUCAUCUUUUUAAGUGGGAGAACUUACACAAUUGGUGGCUGACUAAAUACUUUUUUUCCCCACUGUAUGUCUAUACUGAUUGUGUUCCUAUUUACAGUGUUUUAUUGUAUUCAUGUGUAUGUCUACGGAAUGUGUUCCUACUUAGUGUUUUAAUGUAUUCAUGUCUAGGUGCUGAGCAGGAGAGGGACUGGGCGGCUGUAGCUGCUAUUCAGUGUCGUCUGGACAGGGAAGGUGGGACAAAGCUCUUCACUGACCUCAUAAUGAGUACCAAGAACAACAAGAUCUUCCAGGAGAGCAUCCAGCUGGCCAUAUGUCUGCUGGAGGGGGGCAACACGGAGAUACAGGUAGGAUAUAACACAGGAGAGCACCCAGCUGGCAAUAUGUCUGCUGGAGGGGGGGCAACACGGAGAUACAGGUAGGAUAUAACACAGGAGAGCAUCCAGCUGGCCAUAUGUCUGCUGGAGGGGGGGCAACACAGAGAUACAGGUAGGAUAUAACACAGGAGAGCAUCCAGCUGGCCAUAUGUCUGCUGGAGGGGGGGCAACACAGAGAUACAGGUAGGAUAUAACACAGGAGAGCACCCAGCUGGCCAUAUGUCUGCUGGAGGGGGGGCAACACGGAGAUACAGGUAGGAUAUAACACAGGAGAGCAUCCAGCUGGCCAUAUGUCUACUGGAGGGGGGCAACACAGAGAUACAGGUAGGAUAUAACACAGGAGAGCAUCCAGCUGGCCAUAUGUCUGCUGGAGGGGGGGCAACACACUGAUCCUCAUUCUUUCUGUGGAUUUACUUCAGAACUCCUUCUACAAGCUGAUGAUGGGGGACAACAAGUCAGAGAAGUUCUUCAAGGUUCUCUACGACCUGAUGAGAAACGCCCAGAUGGACAUUAAGGCCAACGUAUCAGUCAGUGUAGGAGAGAUGACUAACAAAGCCAAUGACAACGAAGCCCUCCAGACUGGUGAGAGGGACACUACUCUGAUCUCAUUUAGUCUGUAGUGACUGUAGUGAUUAUGAAAUAAUUAUGGUAAUUUGCUGAAAAAACAAUGACUGUGUGUCAAUGACUACAUAUUGUACGUAAGUCUAUAUGGUAUGGAUAUAUUGUUGGUGUUUUUAAACUAUCAUUUCACUUUAUUCAUGGUUCCCUUCCUGCUAUGUGUCCUGCCAGGCUCUGGUGGGUCGGUUCCACCCAGCUCCGUUGUCCCUGUCCCGGCCUCUGAGUCUGAGCAGCAGGAGACAGAGAUGGGCCCUGCAGUUAUCAUCAUGAAACCCAUCCUACGCUUCCUCCAGCUGCUCUGUGAGAACCACAACCAGGACCUACAGGUGGGUGAGAGGCAGAACAAGUACCACUGAUUCAGCUGAAACGGCUACUACUGCUGCUACUACUGCUACUACUACUGCUACUACUACUGCUACUACUACUACUACUACUACUACUACUACCACUGCUGCUGCUACUACUACUACUACUACUACUACCACUGCUGCUGCUACUACUACUACCACUGCUGCUGCUACUGCUGCUACUACUACUACUACUACUACUACUACUACUACUACUACUGCUACCACUGCUGCUACUACUACUACCACUGCUACUACUACUACUGCUACCACUGCUGCUACUACUACUACUACCACCACUACCACUGCUGCUGCUUCUGCUACUACUACUACUACUACUACUACUGCUACCACUGCUGCUACUACUACUACCACUGCUACUACUACUACUACUACUACUGCUGCUGCUACUACUACUACUACUACCACCACUACCACUGCUGCUGCUUCUGCUUCUGCUACUACUGCUACUACUGCUGCUGCUACUACUACUGAUACUGCCAUUUACUCUCUGCUGAGGUCUAAACAGACAGACGUCUUUAUACAGAACUCACCUAUGAGGUAGCUACUAGCUACGGGUGAUGAAGCUGAAAAUGUUCUGUUUAACCCAGCGACCCUAGAUGACUUCCCUUUCCCUCCCAGAACUUCCUGCGCUGCCAGAACAACAAGACCAACUACAACCUGGUGUGUGAGACGCUGCAGUUUCUGGACAUCAUGUGUGGCAGCACCACGGGAGGCCUGGGCCUGCUGGGCCUCUACAUCAACGAGAGCAACGUGGGCCUCAUCACCCAGACCCUGGAGACGCUCACAGAGUACUGCCAGGGCCCCUGCCACGAGAACCAGGUCAGAUAAAUCGCACACAGUGCUACGGAAAUGAUUACUUCAGACAGAUACUUUGAUAAUAUUGCCAGAAAUUAGGUUUAUUAAAAGUUCUGUGAGUUUGAAGACAUAACACAGAUACUUUGUCAUGUUGUGAUAAUAACUGUGUUUCUGUAGACCUGUAUAGUGACCCAUGAGUCCAACGGCAUCGACAUCAUCACAGCCCUCAUACUGAACGACAUCAGUCCUCUGUGUUGUUACCGCAUGGAGAUGGUGCUGAAGCUCAAGGUUAACUUCCUGUUGUUCUGCUUUAUAAAUACAGAUCUGUGUGUCCUAACUCCUCUGUGUCCUACCUCUGAAAUUACAUGGUCAGUGACGGUAUUGUCUCUCCUGUUUCCAGGACAACGCCUCCAAGCUGCUGCUGGCUCUGAUGGAGAGUCGCCAUGACAGCGAGAACGCAGAGAGGAUACUGUUUAACCUCCGACCUCAGGAACUGGUCAGAGCAAAGCAAAGACCGAUCUCUAUUUCUUCUUCUCCCUCUAUUCUAGCUCCUCAUUCUUCUUCAUAACUAGCCUCUAAAACGGCCAUUGUGUACAGCCAUUGUAUACACACAGGAAGGGGCAGAAUAGUACAGAAGACCUCAGCCAAUAUCACUAUUCCACUCUGUCCCCAGGUGAAGGUAAUAAAGAAAGCCUACCAGCAGGAGAGUGAGUGUGAAGGUGGAGAGGUGUCGCCUCAAGAGGUCGGCCACAACAUCUACAUCCUGGCACUUCAGGUAACGCUCCCCUUCAGAUUAAUGGAGUAUAUUUAUGCACUCCUAUAAUAAUGUAAUAAGUUAAUGUUAGAGAAUAAUGCUUUCACCUGUUUUGCUUAUGAUUGUGGGCCAUGUUUUCGUCAGCUGGCGAGGCACAAUAAGAUCCUGCUCAAUCUGCUGAAACCUGCAAAGAGGACCAAGGAGGAGGGAGAGGAGGGCAUAUCCUCUAUGGUUAGUGUCUCUUUCUCUCUGAGUCAGGCUUUGCAUUCAUUUGAUCACUUUUGUCUAUUAAUUCCCUACUUGGCAGAAUUCUUUGUAGCCUUUCUAACAUGUGUUUAUUUGAAGUCAGUUUGUUUGAACAAGGCAAGCUUCAGCAUAUCUGGUUCUCUCAUUAAUGGAGUAAGUUGUCCUGUGAACAGCCUCACUUCACAUUACCUCUACGUCUGUGCUACAGCUGCUCGCAUCAAUGGCAGCAGACUCACUGCAAACUUUAACAACUGAUUUUAAUAUAAUAAUAAUAAUAAUAAUAAGCCAAUUAGACGAUUUUAUCCAAAGUGACUUAGUCAUGUGGGCAUACAUUUUUUACAUAUGGGUGGGACCUGGAAUCGAACCCACUAUCCUGGCGUUGCAAGCACCAUGCCGUCACAUGGGGAUAUUUGCAUAUCCGUGCUUCAUUUACAUGCCUGGAAAUGGUUUGAAGUAGUAGGUGUGGAGGGGCUUUCCUUUUGUUCUCUAUUGCUCCUCAAGCAAGGGGAGAGGCUGAUGAGAGGGAACCAUCAGACUCACUCCUUGAAUGGCCUACUCAAUGAAGUUUGCAAUUGUCUAAACAUUAUUUUGCUCAAAAACUAUAUAUUUUGUACCGUUAAGUGUGUGUACAUUACUGUAUUUAUACAUGGGAUAUUGUUUUUCAAAAGGAAAAGUUCAAAAAUAGUGUUUGUCCUGUUGACUUCCUGCAGCUGAACCUGAAAAACAGGCCUCUCUCUCAGAUGUUGAAAUCUACGGUGCCGGUGGAGAUCGAAGAGCAGGACCCACUGGAGUUCUAUGACCAACACACUUCACAGAUCGAGGUCUCCACAGCCACACUUCUCCCCUCAAUUCACCCAUACUACAGUAGUCAAUCUUGCUCAUUGUAAAUAGUCUGAAGUUCACUUGAACUGAAGUGCCCACUGCAAAAGACCACAAUCCUAACUUGUUGUCCCUGUCCGUCUGUGUCGUCCGGUCAGAUUGUGCGUGAGGACCGCAGCAUGGAGCAGAUCGUGUUCCCCAUUCAUCCCAUCUGUGAGUUCCUGAUGGAGGAGUCCAAGAUCCGUGUGUUCAACACCACAGAGCAGGACGAGCAGGGCAGCAAGAUCACACACUUCUUCCAGCAGGCCUCCUUCCUCCACAACGAGAUGGAGUGGCAGAAGAAGCUCCGCAGUAAGCACAACAACAGAAAAGGAACUAACACUCACACUUGUCUUUUCCUACUAGCACCGACUUUGCUGAUAACUUCUUAUUGAGACCAACAUGUACUGACUGUGAUGUGUGGUUGUCUCACCUAGCUAUCUUAAGAUGAAUACACUAACUGCAAGUCGCUCUGGAUAAGAGUGUCUGCUAAAUGAUUCAAAUGUAAGCUUGGCUCUUCUGAUCCUCCUGUGUGUUUUCUACUGUCUUGAAUCUCUCUCUCUCUCUCUCUCUCUUGGAUGUUGUGCGAUGAUAGAAGGCUGAAGGAUGUUUGUGUUUCAGGUAUGCCAGUGCUGUUUUGGUUCUCUCGCAGGAUGAGCACCUGGGGCAGCAUCUCCUUUAACCUGGCGGUCUUCAUCAACCUCAUCAUCGCGUUCUUCUACCCCUAUGACUCAGGCCAAGGUGAGGCUCUGCUUGUGUGUGUCAGUGGAGGCUGCUGAGGGGAGGACGGCUCAUAAUAAUGUCUGGAAUGGAGUGAAUGGUACCAAACACAUGAAAACAACUAAAUGUUUCAUAUAUUGAUUUCAUCCUGUUGUGAUUGCUAUCCCCUAGGUGCGAUAGACGACUCGAUGCUGUCCAUGCUGUUCUGGGGCUUCCUGGGUCUGUCUGUCAUGGGCAUGUUCUCCCAGGGUUACGGCCUCAGGCCCUUCACCGUGGCGCUCAUACUGCGCUCCGUAUACUACUUUGGCAUCGGCCCCACUCUCGUCCUACUGGGCACCCUCAAUGUAAGACUCACUCGAGUGAAUUCCAACUGGGAGACUAAGUGAAACAUUUACAUUACGUGGAGGUUAGGAUUGGCCUCUUAGGCCAGAGCCGGUUCUGUUAAACGUAUUGAUAAAUAUGAAUCUUGAUGAUGUGCUGAAUAUCAAUGACAACAUGGUGAUCCAAUGACUGUUCAUCUGUUCCUCUCCACAGCUGAUAAAUAAGAUAGUGUUUGUGGUGAGCUUCGUGGGCAACAACGGGACAUUUAUCAUGGGCUACCGUGCGAUGGUGAUGGACGUGGAGUUCCUCUACCACCUGGCCUACGUUCUGACCAGCACCCUGGGGCUCUGUGUCCACGAGCUGUUCUACAGCUUCCUGGUGGGUAACCCUCAUGACUCACAAUAUUAUGUUAAUAAUACUACUGGCAUGAAGUACCAAUCACCCGGCAAUACAUCAUUCAGCACACACACAUCUACACACACACAAAGACCCUAGGAUUUUUUUCUUCUCUUUUUGUUGUGUGUGUAGCUGUUUGAUCUGAUCUACCGAGAGGAGACGCUGUUCAACGUGAUAAAGAGUGUGACCCGUAAUGGGCGCUCCAUCCUGCUCACUGCCCUGCUGGCUCUCAUCCUGGUCUACCUGUUCUCCAUCGUGGGCUUCCUCUGCCUCAAGAACGACUUCAUCAUGGAGGUGGACCCCCUGCCUCAGAUAACCUCAGGUACUGGACCAUGAGACUCAGACAGACACCUGACUUACUGGACCGUCACCAACUCAGUGGCCUUGUGGUUAGAGUGUCUGAUAUUGGGAGUUCAAUCCCUGGCUGAGUCAUACCAAAGACUGCAAGAAAUGGGACCCGAUGCAUCUCUGCUUGGCACUCAGCAUUAAGGAGAUAGACUGAGCCUAAGGCCCUGCAAUAGACUAUAGUGUCCUGUUCAGAUCUGGGUUUGGUAUUUAAAUACUUUCUGUGUAUUUGAGUAUUUUCAAAUACACAUCCCAAAACAAGUACUUUUAUUUGAGUAUUGGAGAUACCGUCCUGUAGGUUUUCACUCCAACCCUGUUCCUGGAGAGCUACCAUCCUGUAGGUUUUCGCUCCAACCCUAAUCUAGCACACCUGAUUCUAAUAACUAGCUGGUUGAUAAGGUGAACCAAGUUAGUUACGAAAACAUGUACUUUAUGGUCGGUGUAUGGUAUACUAUAGGGUUGUGAUUAAUUUGUGAUCUCUUCUACAGGAGGACAUGGCAAUGAGGCGUCCCAAGACUUCCUGAACUCUUGCAGUAGAGAUGGAGUCAGCUGCACUGCCAAGGCAGGACUCCCUGCUGAACCUGAGGGUUAGUCUCAACCUAUUGUCUACACUUAGUAAAUCAUCUAUUGCUCCUUUUAUUGUUAAGUCGCCCUCGUUGUAUUACAGGUUUGGCCAGGAAAUACAUGUUAAAUAAUAUAAAACACAUUUUGGAUGUCAGAUGAUGAAUGAGAGGUACAUAGCUAAACAAUUUACGGUUUAGCAGAGGAGAACAAUUCGGAGCGGGCUUGUGACACUCUGCUCAUGUGCAUUGUCACUGUGCUGAACCACGGCCUGAGGAACGGCGGCGGGGUGGGAGACGUGCUACGCAGGCCCUCCAAAAACGUACGAACAAAAGACCCCCCCACACACACAUUCACCUACUUACAAUCCAUCUCGUACACAAAUCAGUAUCACAUCAUGUCAAAGAGUAGAAAAUGUUCCACAAGCCAACGUCAUAUUGUACCCUGUAGGAGCCUCUGUUCCCAGCCCGCGUCAUCUACGAUCUCCUCUUCUACUUCAUCGUCAUCAUCAUCGUACUCAACUUGAUCUUUGGCGUCAUCAUCGACACCUUCGCUGACUUGCGUAGUGAGAAACAGAAGAAAGAGGAGAUCCUCAAGACCACCUGCUUCAUCUGUGGUGAGAGACCAAUAGAUUUUAGAAAGGAGAAAAAAAAAAAAUUGUGUGAUAUGAGCUCAUGUUAUGCAAUGUGAAACUCCCUGUAGGUCUGGAGAGGGACAAGUUUGACAAUAAAACCGUGUCGUUUGAGGAGCACAUAAAGUUGGAGCACAACAUUUGGAAGUACCUUUACUUCAUUGUGCUUGUUCGCGAGAAGAACAAGACUGACUACACUGGACCAGAGAGUUAUGUGGCACUCAUGAUAAAGGUACAGUAAGCAGGUUUGGUUCUAGUUUCAUUGGAAACACAACCACCUCUAGAAUAAUUAUCACUGAAACCAGUUUACGUCUCCUUAUUGUAUGUAGCAUUGGAUACCUUGGUCUCUGGGGUCAUGUUGCUAGGGAAGAGCACUGCCACUGACUCCACAUGUCCUCCCCGGUCUGUCUCAGAGUAAGAACCUGGACUGGUUCCCCCGCAUGCAGGCCAUGUCCCUGGUGGUGACGGAUGGAGACGGGGACCAGAACGAGAUGAGGAACCUGCAGGACAGACUGACGUCCACUAUGAUCGUGGUCAGCCAACUCACAGGACAGCUAACAGAGCUCAAAGAGCAGGUAUAGCACACAGACCUAGAUUCGAUCCGUAUUGCAGAAGAUCCGCGCUGUAGUGUGAUUGAAAUAUAAAGGCAAUGUCCUUGUGUUCGCGGAGCCUUCAUUCACGGUAAAUGCUGCAUGUCAGCUCAAUCGGAAAUUACAUGAUGUAAUAAUAAAUAAUAAUAAUUGGUCAUUUAGCAGACGCUCUUAUCCAGAGCGACUUACAGGAGCAAUUAGGGUUAAGUGCCUUGCUCAAGGGCACAUCGACAGAUUUUUCACCUAGUGGGCUCGGGGAUUAGAACCAGCAACCUUUCGGUUACUGGCACAACGCUCUUACCCACUAAGCUACCUGCCUCCUGUCACAGCUUUAAAGCAAUACGGAUAGAAUCUAGCCCCUAGUCUCUUGUGAGAGACAUUGAGGAGCUGGCCAGCUCCAGAACAAUAUUUGGUUCUGGUUACCCCGAUAACACAGCACACAAAAUACAAUGCACGUAUUCACAUGAUCUCUUAUCCAGGGCAAGUAACGUAAUAUAAAAAUGACCUGUAUAAUGAUAAAUGAAUAAGAUGCCUAUGAUGCUGAUCUAUUUGGGAGAAAAAAAAGUCUGGAGUACAAUUUGGUUAACUGAUGUCCUCAUGAUAGGCUAGUGUUUCCAGGAGGAUGCCCCUGGCCUGGCUGGCUGACAUACUGUUUCCUGUGUAGAUGACGGAUCAGAGGAAGAGGCGGCAGAGGAUGGGCUUUGUGGAUGUCCAGUCGGGAGGAGGAGCAGGUGCUGCUAGCAUGUCACCCAGUGUUGCUGGAGGAAACCAUCAGAUGUCCAACAAACCCUGAUCGAUGUCCUAUCUUACUGCAUCACCAUCGCCGCCACGCUUUGCCAUAGACGGAGUCCGCCAAGCCUAUCGAUACUAUCCAAGAUCAGCCAACACUCUGUGAUGGAAUCAUCAAUCAUGUGUUAAACAUAGUGGAGAUGUUCUCAGUUGUGACUGAUGCUGACAGGACUGAGUUACUGCUGUUGGGUUCUUUGUAAAUCCACUCCAUUUGUUUCUCCUUAAAAAAGGGGCUCCUUCAGCACCUCCAGUAAUGUCUGAAGAAAUAGAGGAACAUUAUCAAUCUCGGUUCUUGGUCCAUGCAUGUUCAUGUCCUCAGAGCUAUUUAUUAAUGGCAUUUGUACAGUUGUAAACACACCACAUGACGACAACAUGGGAAAGUGAUACUAUGGCAACACAUCCAUCCAUUAUUUAUAACUAUAGUAAUGAUUUACAGAUUACUACAGUAGGCCCAUGAGUACCACCAAAUGUUUGAUUGUCUGAAGCAUGCAGAGAUUUGGAACACGUUCACUUGUCACAGAGCCAUUGUAUUGGCCCUCUGAGAAAUGUCUCCAUUGCACUCAGAAAUUGAAACUUGACAACUGAAUGUUAUCUUCUGACAGGCAUCAGUAAAAUUCAUUUGAUUUUAACUGUUUGUUUUCACUUCUAUACAACAUGCCAGUAUAGUAUGCAAUUUCUUCCAAAUGAAAAAUGAGGAAGUAAAACCUUCACUACAUUUUUAGGAUAGAUUUAUUCAACAAAAUACAUUCCAAUCAUUUUAGAAAACAAGUUAAUACAUAGACAAAGGACAUAACUGAGGAAGUACUUUCUGAAAAUAUGAUUUUGUUAAGUAUAAACAGAGUUAAGGCUAGAGUUCAUAAUAUAUAAAGGUAAAAAGGCAGGCACUUUCAGAGAAAGCAUUGUUCCAAGUGCUUAGUAUUUUAAUUAUUUUGUCAAUAGCCUAGAUUGUUAAGUUUGUUUGGAAUUUUGACACUCAAGUAAUUAAAGUAUGAAGACUACUAGCCUGUUCUUUCACUGAGUAGGGAGGUACCUUUUUUGCACUUUCACAGGAUUAUUGUAGUUGUACUCUGUAAUAAUGGCCUUAGUGAUACAGGACCUAUUUUAGUUACAAAAGUAAGGCAAAAAUAAGUCAUACCUUUAGUCUAAAACAUUCACUCACACACAAUUCCAGCGGUGCGUUCCGAUUCGGCUCUAAUCGGAGAUUUGGAACUCACCGUAGACUAGCAUGCUUUUCCCUCAUGCAAAUCUAUACUGACAAAGUGACUAAAAUCUAAUAAAAGUACAGAGGCUGCACACUCAUGAAGCAUAAUACUAUAUCAAUAAAAACAUUCUCUGAAUAAUCUGGGCUAUUAGGAAUUACCCCAAUUCCUUGCCGAAAGGUAUUGAAUUUCCAGAUUUAACGAGUAGGAGUGCUUUGUUGACAUUUGUUUUCCCUUAAUUCUUUAAUGUGUAAACAAGCAAAUAAUAUCCACCUGUAACAGGUAGAAAAUGAUUUAACUACUCUGUCUUGCUUUCACUAUUGCGUGUACAUAGUUAGUGGAAGAUUUGCCUUAAAUUCCUGUUCCCUUAUCAAAAUUAACUGUUCGAUCCUUUUAUCAUCCUAAAAGUUAUUAAUUAAAAGGUAAGAAAUAAAAAAAGGUUUUAAAAGCAGCAAUACUUGAAAUAUUGACCUGGGAAAAUAAGUUUAAUAAAAAUAUUUGUAUUUGCUACAAAGCAGCUGUAUCAUAAAUAUAAUGAUCAAAAUAACUUUAGUGUUUUCAAUUUACAAGGUAAAGCAAAGUAAAUACUUGAUUGUUUUCUACUUAUUGUGCAUGACUUGGUCAGUUGAGUGUAUUAAUUAGAACGUCAGUAACAAUCCAGACUGCUCUAGAGUGCUGUGGAAAAUACAUGUCAAAAGAGACCAACGCCCUCAUUACUAGGAUAGGCUACAUGAAGUGCAUUCCUCAUAACUAACUAUGAGUACCAUUAUCUUUGGAUUAAGUGAUGUUGUCCCCUUUGACCUUGGCCUUAGUGUCUCCCUCGCUCUCCACCAGGGCUUCCUUUAUCAGGUACUCCUUCAGGCUGGGCUGGUUCCCUACAUCAGCCCCAGAGUCCUGGAUCUCCUGCAGCAGCACCUCCCACCGCCGCUUAUCCUUGGAGAUCUUCCACGACAGUCUGACGUUUGCCUGGAGGAGCGGGAUGAGCAGUGGGUGAAAGUGGUGCUGCUGCAGGGCCUCCGGUGAGGGGGCCAGGUCCUUCAAGGCUCGGUCACAGUACUCCUGGGCCUCCCCCAGUUGCUCCAGCUCCUGGAAGCAGGUCACCAGGGCCAGCAGGGUGAAGAGCCAGUGAGUGCGCUGCUGGUGGUGAGGCUGCUGCUUCCCCUGCUGCUCACAGCCUAGCUUCUCCUGGAGCCUCAGGCCGUUGAGCAGAGGGCCCAGGCCCUCCUGGUAACGGCCCACACGCAUCAGCAUCUGACCAGCCUGCAGGUCACCCAGGUAGAAGAACUCCAGGAAGGUGGCCGAGCUCCGCAGCUCAGCCAGCGAGUGCAUGUGGGUCAGGUACUGCUCAAACGCCCGGCUACGCUUGGCGAUGGUCUCGGCCACAAAGUUCUUACGCAGCUUCUUGCGGGGGAAACAGACGCGCUCCAUGUCGACCCUGUGACGACGACGAAGUCGGCUGUGCAGACGCUCGAAGUCGGUGUAUCGCCGGGUGAUGACGGCGGGGGUUUUGUCAAACAUCCCAGACUGGAUCACAUGGAUGGUGUAGAGCUGAGGAGGGGGAGAGGUGUCACACACAGGCUUAGCCAGGGACUAGACUUUCAUCUCUGCUGUUUUCACACUUACCACAUACUUGGAGGAGCUCUCUUGCACCACACUGGCAUCAGUCACUUCAAACACCAGCUUGUCAGGCACACUACGGCUCCGUAAGCUCCUCCAGCUCUCCUGCAGCUGAUGUGUGAGCAGGGAUGAGCCUCCUGGAGAUGGGCCCACUGGGCUGGUGUCUGAGAAAGAAAGAGAGAAAUGUCAGCUCAGAUUGCCCUAAAACCGCUAAUCUAAACUGA
Messenger RNA from Coregonus sp. 'balchen', 43273 nucleotides. The record is from the annotation of a GenBank genome assembly. NCBI's taxonomy places the organism in Eukaryota, Metazoa, Chordata, Actinopteri, Salmoniformes, Salmonidae.